AAUCUCUGCUUCUGAGGGAGAAACAUUCAAAGGGUUUUUUCUACAAGCUCGGUUAAAAAGUAACCCGUCAACCAUUGUUAACGGAGAGUUUUCUGCUGGGAACGAGAGUCUCCUCGUCAAAUGCAAGUUGGCAAAGAAUACCUUAACUCAUAAUAAUAGCAAAAUGAAGAAAAUACUUACAACAACAUGGACGCCUCCUGCUAACUUCAAAGAAGAAGUCAUUUUUAGAAGUACAGUACUGAAAGAUUAUAAAACCUUCUGGUUGAAUAUUGACACCUUGUCUCCACCAAUAGCGGUGACCAAUACUAUAGCUACUGAGAUAAUGGCUGGACCUUCCCCUGACUUGUACGAUGACUGUGUUGCAAAGAGAAAAAGUUGUUUUGGAAUGCCUUCGCUUUGUUUUAAAGACAAGAGCUGUAGUGUAAUCUUAACUUACAUUUACAAAGACGGAGAGGUAGAGUUUGAGAUGGCUGGUUCUCUGGGAACUUCUGAUAAGUAUAUUGCUACCGGUAUUUCACAAGAUGACAAAAUGGGUGAAGAUGUUGUAACUGAAUGUGUAUUAUUAGGAGAGAGGGUAAUUGUUCGACAGAGUUGGAACAUCCCUAAUGGGUACAACAAUGAAGUUUUGGAUGAGGACCUGGAAGGUAUUCAUGGCCAGACAGGAGACUACGUGGAUGGCGUGAUAACUUGUCACUGGAAGCGGAAAGGUGUUACUAUUGUGCGAAACAGUGUUCACGACAUAGUAAAAAAUAAGUACCACCUUCUUCUUGCCAAGGGACCAGCAAGUACGGAUGGAGUGAAGAGUAGGCACAGUGAAAGAUCUGUCUCGGAUAACCCAGUAAACCUGACACAGAUAACAGUGGUAGCGGGUGGCCAGGUGCCUCUCCUCAUUAAGCUACAUGGAACCUUUAUGGUGGUCGCCUGGAUUGGAUUUGUUGGUCUUUCUAUACUCAUGGCUAGAUAUUACAAGCAAGUCUGGCAAGCCAACACACUGUGCAUGGUAAAAAUUUGGUUUGCUAUCCACCGGUUUCUAAUGUUGCUGAGCUUGUCUUUGAUGAUUGUUGGAUUUGUUCUUAUUUUUGUUCAUGUGGAAGGUUGGAGUCAGGUUGCUACUAAUCCCCAUCCUAUCCUAGGUUGUGUAACCACAGGGUUAGCACUGAUUCAGCCAAUAAUGGCUUUGUUCCGUCCAAAGCCUGAUGCCAGAAAAAGGCCCAUUUUCAACUGGCUUCACUGGUUUGUUGGAAAUUCUGCUAAAACUUUAGCAGGUUAG
Limulus polyphemus (Atlantic horseshoe crab) is the source of this 1270-nucleotide messenger RNA. Its product is annotated as putative ferric-chelate reductase 1 homolog. Lineage: Eukaryota; Metazoa; Arthropoda; Merostomata; Xiphosura; Limulidae. The coding region runs from base 164 to 1270 and encodes 368 amino acids. The record is from RefSeq and is a predicted model, not a curated record. The transcript is spliced from 11 exons. Gene Ontology annotation, molecular function: oxidoreductase activity, acting on metal ions.